AUGAAGUUAGCUAUCUACAACAUCGCCGUUUUUCUCGUAACGUUGACCUUUGCCAACGUCCAACUUGAUAACCCGAAACUCGACCGUCCAAAGUUCGACAAAUCACCAUGGGCGCGCAUUUUAGUGGGCCAUCCAGGUCAUAUCUAUAUCGUGGACAAAGUGGACGGGUUUCCAUUUUUGAUAGACAGGACGGUUGGUGGCAUACCCUCCUGGAUGGCCAUCAGGCCUCCGAAUCUGCUUUAUGCGGUUGAUGAGUCGUCAAACAAGGUUAAGGUUUACGAAAUUGACCUUAAUAACCGCAAGGCCACCUUAAAAGCUAUAAAGAAAGGAAGCUCCGGUGUCGUGCAUUUGCAAUUCGAUGCGAACUACACUCGGCUCAUUGGUAGUGCAUUCGGUCAAGGCACCAUUGAUGUGUGGAAUACAACAAACGGGAGUUUAGAACUGAUAAAAACUAUUGCUUCGCAAGUGCAACCAGGUUCUAGCAAGGAUCGUCAAGCAACUCCUCACCCCCACCAGGCAAAUGUUGAUCCGACCGGGCGGUUCUUUGUUAUCAAUGAUCUUGGUACAGAUUCUAUCAUGAUCAUUGAUUCAAAGUAUGACAAUUUCAAGGUCACGGGUACUACUCAGAUCUCACCUAGUGGCUGUGGUCCCCGGCAUGGUGUCUUCUAUCCGCAUAAGGCAGCCAGAGCAACUCAUUACAUUGUUGUUUGCGAGAUAAGUAACCAAGCCCUGGUCUAUACCGUAUCAUAUAGCACGAAUUGUCUCGAUCUUAAACAAAUUCAAAGGAUUUCUACCUUCGGUCCUGCUUCUCCGCCGGCAAAUGCUACCAGCGCUGCUGCUGGUGCCAUAGUCCUGGCAGCAAACAACAGAGAUUUGUAUAUCUCGAAUCGGCAGACUGGUAAUUUGACAGAUUCUAUUUCUCAUUUCCAGAUUAAGUCUCCAAAUUCAACCUAUCUUUCACUAGAUUUCACAAGCUCUGCUUCUACACACGGCCUCUCUCCGCGUGUAAUAAGCCUUGACAAAGGUGGGCAAUAUUUGCUCGUCGCUAACCAAGGCGGUGGCUUUGGACUUGUGGCUCUAGAGAUACAGGCCAACGGUAUGCUGAGCCGGGAUCCCUUCUCAGCUUUAGGGACGCCGGAGUUCUCUCCUCAGUUUAUUCAAGCAAUUCCCUAA
Molecule: messenger RNA, 1173 nt
Organism: Fusarium poae
Lineage: Eukaryota; Fungi; Ascomycota; Sordariomycetes; Hypocreales; Nectriaceae
Exons: 1
Coding region: 1-1173 (390 amino acids)
Molecular function (GO): 6-phosphogluconolactonase activity; protein binding
Source: RefSeq, a predicted model, not a curated record